UCUACAGCCUCCCAGUUCCUGAUCCAGGCGCGAAACACUCAAAACGGUGCGUUUCUUGUACGAGUCUCGGACUCGAGGAAUCGUGGUCUUUAAUUUACUAAAAAACCCCUAGCAUCUUCGAGUCAUCGACGAUUUGAUUGUGUUCCCUUUUGGCCCACUGUCCUUGCCUUGGCCUCCUACGGCGAAUCGUCUCGCUUGCAUUCGAAUCUUGAGAGCAGGAAUUGGAAAGAAAGAAUCAUUUGAGCAAGAUCUCUCCGUUUUCUCUCCCGUCAUUCUCACCAUGUCUCAGGUUGAUAACAGAAAUUCUUCAGCAGCCAAGCGUGCUAGAACUGAUGGAAGUCGUAGGGAAGAUGAUUGGACCUGCCCUAGCUGUGGGAAUGUCAAUUUUUCAUUCAGAACAACUUGCAAUAUGCGUAAUUGCACUCAACCAAGGCCUGCUGAUCAUAACUCAAAAUCUGCUGCCAAGCCUGUGCAAGCUCCACAGGGCUACACAUCCUCAGCUCCUUAUAUAGGUUCAGGUGCACCAUCUUCAAUGUAUCUGGGUGUGCCACCCUAUGGUUCUUCUCUUUUCAAUGGGUCGUCUAUUCAUCCAUACGAUGUACCAUAUUCUGGUGGUUCAGCAUACUACAACUAUGGCAGCCGCCUUUCUGCUGGCAGUCCUUUCAGACCUCUACAUAUGUCUGGACCAACACCUUACUCAAGUGGAUCUAUGAUGGGAAAUGGUGGGAUGUAUGGUAUGCCCCCUCUGAUGGAUCGUUAUGGCCUGGGUAUGCCUAUUGGCCCUGGCACCAUGGGACCAAGGCCAGGAUUUUUUCCAGAGGAUAAUUCCCAAAAGAAAGGUGCAGAUGCAACACGUGAUAAUGAUUGGACAUGUCCGAAAUGUGGAAAUAUCAACUUUUCAUUUAGAACGGUUUGUAACAUGAGAAAGUGCAACACACCAAAGCCUGGAUCCCAAGCCCCUAAAUCUGACAAGAAUUCUAAACAAAAGAUGCCCGAGGGAAGCUGGAAGUGUGAGAAAUGUAAUAACAUAAAUUAUCCAUUUAGAACCAAGUGCAAUAGACAGAAUUGUGGGGCUGACAAACCAGUUGAUUCAAGCAAGUCCCCUUCACCAACGCCAGAUGAAAAUAACCAGUGAGUACUAGGACAUGUUUGAGGGUUGAGAAGGUCCAGAGUUGUCGUCCAGCAUUGCUCAAUAUGGGUGUCUGAAAGUCAGUCUUGUCGUCCUCAUGUUGCUGCGGUUGUCGAGUUACUCUACGUUCUCAUGAUCUGUGUCAGGUUGUAUUAACUGCAAUGGUAUUUGUGGUCUCUAUGAAUGGUUCUUGAUGGAUUGUGUCAGCCAGUUUGAUCUGGGCAAGGAUUUACAGGUUGGUUCUGGUUUCUGUAGUUAGGAUUUGUAACUUUUCGAAUCAGCUCAUUUAUCCCAGUGGGCAUGUUAGAUAAGUUAUCAGCGGUCAGAAUUUGUUGCCUGAAUAUUAAGUCAGAUGUUUCAGUUAAA
Juglans microcarpa x Juglans regia is the source of this 1495-nucleotide messenger RNA. RefSeq names its product ranBP2-type zinc finger protein At1g67325. The transcript is spliced from 10 exons. The record is from RefSeq and is a predicted model, not a curated record. Lineage: Eukaryota; Viridiplantae; Streptophyta; Magnoliopsida; Fagales; Juglandaceae. The coding region runs from base 281 to 1135 and encodes 284 amino acids.